Messenger RNA from Balaenoptera ricei (Rice's whale), 3206 nucleotides. RefSeq names its product arylsulfatase A (gene ARSA). Gene Ontology annotation, molecular function: arylsulfatase activity. The transcript has 9 exons. Lineage: Eukaryota; Metazoa; Chordata; Mammalia; Artiodactyla; Balaenopteridae. The coding region runs from base 188 to 1729 and encodes 513 amino acids. The record is from RefSeq and is a predicted model, not a curated record.
CGCCAGCAGAGGGCACUGCUGCCCACUGUUCCGCGUUCGCCCCUCCUCGGCCGUGAACUGCCUUCGUCCCGCUUCGCGGGCCCCCGCGGGUCAGUGUCCUGGGACUUCUGCCCCUGAUCACGAGCCUGGGCCGGGACCUUUACGUGAAGAGGGGUCUCCUGUUACAGGCCUGUCUGUGCCGUGUGCCAUGGUGGCUCUGUGGACCCUCACUCUGGCCUUGGCCGCUGGCCUGGCUGCUACCAGCCCACCUAACAUUGUGCUGAUCUUUGCUGAUGACCUGGGCUAUGGGGACCUGGGCUCCUAUGGACACCCCAGUUCCACCACCCCCAAUCUGGACCAGCUGGCCGCAGGGGGUCUGCGGUUCACGGACUUCUACGUGCCUGUGUCUCUGUGCACACCCUCCCGGGCUGCCCUCCUGACCGGCCGACUCCCAGUUCGGAUGGGCCUGUACCCUGGCGUUCUGGAGCCCAGCUCCCGAGGGGGCCUGCCCCUGGAGGAGGUGACCCUGGCUGAGGUCCUGGCUGCCCGAGGCUACCUCACAGGGAUAGCUGGCAAAUGGCACCUUGGGGUGGGGCCUGAGGGGGCCUUUCUGCCCCCCCACCAUGGCUUCCAUCGGUUCCUGGGCAUCCCAUACUCCCAUGACCAGGGCCCUUGCCAGAACCUGACCUGCUUCCCGCCGGCCACCCCCUGCGAUGGCGGCUGUGACCAGGGCCUGGUCCCUGUCCCUCUGUUGGCCAACCUAUCGGUGGAGGCACAGCCCCCUUGGCUUCCUGGACUUGAGGCCCGCUACGUGGCCUUCGCCCGUGACCUCAUGGCUGAUGCCCAGCGCCAGGGCCGCCCGUUCUUCCUGUACUACGCCUCCCACCACACCCACUAUCCCCAGUUCAGUGGGCAGAGCUUUUCGGGGCGCUCCAGCCGAGGGCCGUUUGGGGACUCCCUGAUGGAGCUGGAUGCGGCUGUGGGGGCCCUGAUGACGGCUGUGGGGGACCUGGGGCUGCUCGGAGAGACACUGGUCUUCUUCACUGCAGACAACGGACCUGAGACCAUGCGGAUGUCCCACGGCGGCUGCUCUGGCCUCCUGCGAUGCGGAAAGGGAACCACUUUCGAGGGGGGUGUCCGAGAGCCUGCCUUGGCCUUCUGGCCAGGCCACAUUGCUCCCGGUGUGACCCACGAGCUAGCCAGCUCCCUGGACCUGCUGCCCACCCUGGCAGCCCUGGCAGGGGCCCCACUGCCCAAUGUCACCCUGGAUGGCGUUGACCUCAGCCCCCUGCUGCUGGGCACAGGCAAGAGCCCCCGGCAGACCCUCUUCUUCUACUCGGCCUACCCAGACGAGGUCCGAGGGGUCUUUGCUGUGCGGAGCGGGAAGUACAAGGCACACUUCUUCACCCAGGAUGUGCCCCCCUCCCCAGGCUCUGUCCACAGCGACACCACUGCGGACCCUGCCUGCCAUGCCUCUAGUCCGCUGACUGCCCAUGAGCCCCCGCUGCUCUUUGACCUGUCUGAGGACCCUGGUGAGAACUACAACCUUCUGGGGGGUGUGGCUGAGGUCGCCCCAGAGGCGCUGCAGGCGCUGAAGCAACUUCAGCUGCUCAAGGCCCAGUUUGAUGCUGCCGUGACCUUCAGCCCCAGCCAGAUAGCCCGGGGCGAGGACCCUGCCCUGCAGGUCUGCUGUCAGCCCAGCUGCACCCCCAAGCCAUCCUGCUGCCACUGCCCUGAGCUCCAGCCCUGAGAGCAUAGGCGGAGGCCAGCCCCACGCCCCUCGCCCCACCCAGGCACGUGAUGGUCCAUUGCUGUGCUGUGGGUGUGUAGAGGUGGUUUGUACCUGAGAAUGCUAAUAACACCAGCUGACACUUGUAGGUGUGAUAAUUCACAUGAUCCUUGUGAUAGCCCUGAGAUAGGUGUUGUUCUGCCCGUUACAAAUGAGGAACCUGAGGCGUGGAGAGGUCCAGCAACUUGUCUGAGGUCACCCGGCCAGUGAGAGGUUGGCUCCGGAAGCUGCCCCCCUCCCCCUGGUGAUUGCUUGUGUCAGUGCAGACAAGCGUGGUGGUGAGUGUGGGCACACCUGUUCACAGGGGCAAUACUAGGUGCUUUUAUGUGCCAGGACGGGGUGAGGAGGGGGCGAGGGCAUGGCGGACAGCAGACCCCGAAGACGCAGAGUGCCCAUAAGAGCCAGGUUUUCCCCGGGGAAGAAGCACAGGAGCUGGACCGCCCUGGCUGUUAGAAACCUGUCUGGAGGAGGGUGAGGAGUUGCAGUCUACGUGGUGAAGUGGGCUGGGGAGCCCUGCCAGCUCUGAGGAAGGCACGUCAGCAGCUCCAGAGACUUCCCCUCGGCCCCCAGUGCCCCUUCCAAAACUCUGCGUUUCCUACCUGCACACACAUUUCCAGUCUCCUGGCUUCACCUCUGCCCCUAGGGGAGCCAUUCUCCACCGGGCAAAGUGAUCUCUUAAAAACAAGCAGGUUUGGCUCCAUUUGUGUUCAAAACCGCAGGCUUCCUAUCAUGCUCAGAAUAGAACCCAGACUCCUUGGAGUGGCCCACCAUGCCCCACCCCACAGCCCUCGUCCGUCAGCCCUGGCAGCUGGCCGGGUUGCCCAUCAUCAGGGCAAGAUGCUCAUCCUUGACUCUGUCUGGCACCUUCUCUGCAGAAGGGGCCCCCUGCCUGCCCACCCGCUGGCAUCUGCGUGGUGGCAUGUAGCCCUCCUGGGGUCCCCUUGUGUGUGUACCGAUUCAGGGCCACGUGCUCCUAGAGCGGCUGUCACACCCCACAUGCUCCCUCAGCGUUGGUUGAGUGAGAAGAGUGCAGUCUGGGUGCUCAGGACCCCGAGCGGGUGUCCUGUCCUCAUGGUAGACCAAACAGCCAUCCCCCUCCUACUAACGGUCCUCACUUUUUCACUGGUGGCCAGAGGCCCCGUGACCUCUGAGGUACAGGCUCUCCUAGUCCCAGGAGGUCGUAGCCAGUCUGAGCCAAUCACAAUCCAGUGAUUGGUCCAAGAGAGGCGUGUGACCAAGGGUCCUGGUCAGUGAAGCGUCAGGGGCAGUCUGCUGGAAUCCCCGGGUCUUCUGCACCACUCAUCCUCCAGGGGUGGUGAGGACGGUGCUGCAGCACCACUGGCCCUGACCAGACAUCGUGCAGCCACUAAACGAGUGUCUCCAGCCAUGUACCUCCAGAGCUCACAAUGUAAGAAAAUAAACCAGCCUAUUUAAGCCA